Molecule: messenger RNA, 3158 nt
Organism: Ciona intestinalis (vase tunicate)
Lineage: Eukaryota; Metazoa; Chordata; Ascidiacea; Phlebobranchia; Cionidae
Source: RefSeq, a predicted model, not a curated record
CUUAAUUUUUUUACCUAAUAUAGGGAUUGUUACUAAGCAUCGUUGUUACUGGGUGUGUUGUGCACAACGUAUCACAGGAGGCUACACGAAUCACAGUGAUGAAAGCUUAUAUACAAUAAUACAUGUAUCAGCUAAAAUAUGGGGCUGAAGAAAUAUGAUCAAAGUGAAUUCCCAACUGAGUUCAACAAUGAUAACUUUAAAGUGGUUGGAACAGGAGGUUUUGGUGAAGUUCAAGUUUGUUACCACGCAUUACUGGGCAGGGUGGCUCUGAAGUUGUUUCGUAUCACUGGAAGCAAUGAAGGAAUUCAAAAGGCUAGAAAGGAGUUAGAAAAUGAAGCAAAAUUCUCCAACGAAUGAAGCAUCCCCACAUUGUCACCUUCUAUGGUGUGACAUCACUUUUUGGAAGGGAGGGUCUUGUGAUGGAAUUCAUGGAAGGUGGCAACUUGAAUGAACUUCUCAUGUCUAAGAUAGUUCUGUCUUGGACUGAGCGUCUUCAACUCUCGCUUGAAUUGAUAUCAGCCAUCAGUUACUUGCACAACCACGAUAAAAAGAAAGCUUUCGUCCAUGGUGACAUAAAACCACAGAAUAUUCUUCUCACAAAGUCCAGGAGUCUGAAACUUGCCGACUUUGGUUCAGUGAACAUCAGACAACGAACAGGUGCCAGCACAACAACAUUCGAAAUUUCUCAUUCAACGCAACACACAUGGCCAUUCACCGCUCCUGAGUUUUUUAAGGAUCUCUUUGCAGAUAAAACACCGGCCAUGGAUAUCUACAGUUAUGGUAUCAUUGUGUACGAAGUGUUGACAAGAAUACGAGCGUACUCUGAUUCUACCGCUGGGAAAGAAAUUUUUGUAGAACACAUUUGCAAUGGUAAGAGGCCCAACCAAAGCAAAUUGGAUGUGGUGGAUAAGCAAUUGAAACAACACCAAAAACAAGAUCAUGAAAUUUUCCUCAAGUUACAAUCUCUUAUGAAGGAAUGCUGGCAGCAUGAACCAACCAAACGACCCAAAGCUACAAAAAUUUUGGAAACCAUCACCCAACAAAUAGAUGAGUUACAUGCCACGGAAGGUUUAGAUAUGGAAGCCCUGACCCAUGAGUUACCUACCAUGGAUGGUUCAGUUUUGGAAACCAUCACCCAACAAAUAGAUGAGUUACCUGCCACGGAAGGUUUAGAUAUGGAAGCCCUCACCCAUGAGUUACCUACCACGGAUGGUUCAGUUUUGGAAACCACUACCACCACGUUAAGGGGUGAAGUGACUGACAUUGAUACAUUGGAAUCUGAACAACUUGACCUUGCUUCUUAUUAUGAAGUGUCUGGUCAACAACUUAAUGCCAGAGAUCUUCCAGAAGCUGCAUGCAUGAUUGUGGGUGGUUGGAAUACACAGAAACUUGUUAAAAUUUAUGACAUCAACAGGAAAAGUUUUAAACCAUUGGAGUCAACCUUGUAUGAAAGGUAUGCUUCAACCAGUGUGAAGAUAAACAACCAUGUUUAUACGGCUGGUGGUCAUAGAUCCAAGUCUGUCGAACGUUUGGAUUUAAACCAAGUUGAUGGUGGUUGGAACGAGGUGGAAUCUAUGAAGAAACAACGAUAUCUUGCAGCAUCUGCUGUGUUGAAUGGUCAAAUGUGUGUAGCAGGAGGAUGGCAUGAUGGUGGUAGUAAUAUAUUCUCAUCAGUUGAAUUAUACAAUCCAGUGGUGAAUACAUGGACAAUCAUUCCUUCAAUGAAAACUAAACGAUUUCAACAUGCUCUUGUUUCUUAUAAUGGUCGCUUGUUUGCAUUCGGUGGUGGAGAUACUGUUGGUUUCUUUUAUGCAAUAUUGGGUGGUCUUGGUGAAAUAAUUCUUGGUGCUGGUAGUCUUUUGAGGAAUUCAACAAACAUUUCUUCAAUGGAAAGUUUUGAUCCACGAGAAGGGAAAUGGGAAUCACUAAAACCAAUGAAUGAGGAAAGAAAUGGACUAUGUGGUGUUGUUUACAAUGAUGAGAUUUACGCCAUUGGUGGUAAUGGAUUAAAUAGCGUAGAGCGGUAUAACAUACGAACCAACACUUGGACCAAAGUUAGCAGCUUGAACCACGAACGAGAUGGUUCUUGUGCUUGUGUUGUGAAUGGGAAGAUAUACGUCAUUGGAGGUUUUGGUGAAGGUGAUGCAUCAAAAUCAAUUGAGGCUUAUGAUGCAACAAUCAAUGAAUGGAAGAUUGAAACCAACAUGAAGACACCAAGAUCUCAUGCAUCAGUUGUAGCUUUGUAAACAAUGAAAAUCUUCAACAAAACUGUUUGUGUAUUUCAUGAUUUGUUUUGAUAAAUAUUCUAUCAAUAGUUUUGUAAACAACAUGAGCCACUGUUCACAUUGCAGAAAUACUUUAAACUUUCAAAUUUAUAAAUUUAGGUUUGUAAAAAAAUAAAAUAAAAUUCCUCAUUACUUCAAAGCACUUGAGAUGUUGUAUAAUUAAAAUCUUGACUUAUUAUUUAAAACACAAAUCAUGCAGCUCGUACUUUUGAUACCCACAACUUUAUAACUAAACAUUCCAUGUUUUCUGUAGCGCCUUUCUCUUUGUUUUACUUAUUUCAUGUACUGACUUUUACUCAUUUAAUGUCUGACUUUCUCUUUGUUUUACUCAUUUAAUGUACAAUUUACAUUUUAACUUUUUAAAAUGAAUCAAUGUCAUUAUUUAUCCCUGCAUGCCAGGGCAACAGCAUUAUAACUAUGGUGUCUUAUUUGAUACACCAUAUGUUUGUAAAUAAUUACCAAAUAUGCAACGUUUACCAGGUUUAUUUUUAUGAAUGGCAACUGUUUUAAAUAUUUUAAUAAACAUUUUGAUUGUAGCUGCACCAACAUAACCCAUUUACCAUUUAACGUUUAUAGUACAAGAACAAAACCGUCGAUAAAAUCAGCGCUUUUUUCCUUUGUAUGAAUUUAUAAGAUAUACAUUUAAAGUGAUUUGUUAUUGUGCUUCAGAUUGCAGAUAAAAUAUAUAUGGCGUUUAUAUUCGCGAGGUGUCGCUCGUGAGUGGUUCUGCUUUGAGUUGUUGGUAACGUAGUUGUCAUAUUGAUCUAUUUAUGAUCGAAUUGUUGUUUUUGUUGUUGCACUGGUUUGGUUUAAGUAGCAAUCUGUAUUCGAUUUGUAAUUUACUGAAUAAAUAUACUGCCAGUAAAAAGGUAA